GGAUUGGCCGGCAGAGAAGGGAGGCGCUGAUUGGCUGGUUCGAAGGCGCAGCGGCGGCGGCGGCGACUGCUUGAAAGGAUGGCGGCGGCGGCUGCGCGGAUCUUGCGCGCCCUGGAGCGCUGGGGUUUGCGCGACGUCAGCCAGGCCUGGGUUGACACGGCUUGGGAGUUGGAUUUCACGGAGACAGAACCUCUGGAUUCUCGCGUCGAGAACGGGAUCACCGAAGACGGCCUGGAUGCCUUCUCUCAGCUCUACGCAGCUCUCUACCCUUUUGCUGCCAACGACCAUGAGACCACUGAAAGCGUCUGGCCCCUGUUUGCAGAGAACAAUAUUUCCCACAACGCUGUUGUCGCUGUGUUGUAUCACUUUGUUCAAGAGGCCCAGAAUAAAAAGGCCGGUCUUCAUCAGCGGCUGUACGGGCUUCACGCUGCUGGCUUGUACUUUUUACUGGUUGAGAUUCCAGGCAGCAUAGCCAAUCGGGUGUUCCACCCCGUCAUGUUUGGAAAAUGCCUCCAGACCCUCUCUAAAUGCUGGUCCCAGGAGUCCAUUCUGCCCAGAAAAAGGAAGAAAGACCACAGCAAGAACCCUUCAAGUCACAAGAAGAGGGGCAAGUUGUCAAGGAAAGAAAAUAACCCGGUCAAGGAGAAUUUUGAAGAGGAAGAAGAUCAGGAAGAAGAGGUCUACUUUUCCGCACAGGAGUGGCUUCAGAUUCGGGAAGCCCUCUUUCUCCUCCUCAAAAACCUCUUGAGGCUUCUUUCCAAGUUUUCCUUGAAAGAACGGCCACAGUGUGCGGAGACGUGCAUUCAGAUCUUUGUUAAUUUGACACAGUUUGAGCCCUGCGCUCUUGAGUUUGAACCCUCAAAGAAGAGGGCAGUAGAUCAAGCCAAGUACAUCCCCGAACUUGCCUACGCUGCUCUCCGCCUGUUGUGUUCCCCACUUCACAAUCUAGAAGACAAGAUUCUGCGCCGCGUCUUCCACAGAUUUCUCAAUAUCAUCCUCAUGGUGGCCGGGACAGAGGCCUCCGGCGGCGCAUCAGCCAGUAUUCCGUCUCAGGCCAUCGCUGCUCGGAACCACGCCAUCGGAUUCAUCAGCUCUCUAACUGAGGAACUGAAAGAGGCUGCCUUUCCCAUCUUACGGAUUUUAUUGCAACACAUCUGUGCCAAGGUCCCUGAUAAAACAGAGUAUCGCUCGUUGGCAGCACAAGGUUUGGUGCAGCUGCUGUACAGGCUCCCGUGUGCGAACCACGCCGACUUCAUCGCCUGGCUGUACAGCUUCUCGCUCCAUAGCAAGAUCUCCUACCGAGUGUUUGCCCUCGAUGUCGCCUUAGCCCUUCUGAACCUUCCAGAACGGGAUCCCGAGGUUGAUUUGUCGGAAGAACAGCAGAUGUUCCUGAAGCACAAAUUCCUGGUGCAGGUCAUGAUUUUCAGCCGGUGUUCGGACAAAGUGCCGACGGUCCGCAGCAAAGCCCUUUUGAGCUUCGCUCAGUGCCUGGAAACCAAAGCCAUGUCUAACCUGGAGAACAUUCAGGAGCUCUUGCAGGGCACUGCCUUUUCUUCAGUAGUGGACUCAAACACCCCAUCUGGGACCUUCCUAACUACCACAGAAGGUUUCACCAGCCACCGUCAGAAGACUUUCCCAACGUUCAAAACCAUCGAAGUAACCGAACGAGACUCGUCAGAGUUUGACGGCAAAGAGAUCAUGGUUAUGCUCAGGCUGAGAGCUGGGGAUGAGAAGACAAAUGUUAGAAAGUCUGCCCUCCAGGUGCUGAUGAGUGUCUUGAAACAUCACGUGAUUCCAUGCACCCCAGAAGACUUGGCCACCUUCCAGGAUCGGUGUCGCGAUCCUGCCGUCUCUGUAAGGAAGCAAGCCCUGCAGUCUCUCUCAGACCUCUUAACGUCUCAGCCGGACGACGUUCUCAUACAGAAAGCCUGGCUAAAGGGAGUCGUCCCGGUCAUCAUGGACUGUGAGAGCACCGUGCAGGAGAAGGCCUUGGACUGUGUUGACCGUCUCCUGCUGCAGCCGAUUCAGCCCUCGAACCGAUUCAGCUCUCGGGACGAAAGCCAAGUGCUGGCCUGGGACAUGCUGACUUUGCUUGCCACAGAAAGCCUUGAACUAAGCCGCUACUUCAACAAAGCUUUCCACCUGUGGUCCAAGCAGGACCGAUUCUCCUCCGCUUUCGUCAGCAGCGUGGUUUCCCACACAGGAACAGAGCGUGCUGUGCCGGCGUGGAUGCUGCUGGCCAAAGUGGCCGGAUCCUCACCCAAACUAGAUUAUUCCAAAAUAAUUGAUGCUUGGGACCAUCUGGACAGACAGCUGGGAGCCACCUCAGAGAUCACGGGACACAUUCUGGGUGUGAUCAGGAGCAUUGCGAAGCACUUGCCCAGCGCUGUCCAAAGCAGGUUGACUGAGGAUAUCAAACACUGGCUGCAGGAUUUCCAGUGUCCCCUAGAGAUGAUCAGUCCAGCUGUUGAGACUCUCCAGAAAAUUUGCCAUGCUUCUACAGAGGGCCCAAAGGAGGCUCAGGAGCAGCUGAACCAGGUGUUUGGAGACCUGGUGUCCACGUGCGAAGGUUGCAUCUCCCGAAUCGUCCUCCAAGAGGAUGGAACGGAACAUCUGCAAGAGGAUCUCUUGGUGCGGCAUCUUUUCACCUUGGGGGAAGCGGCCCAGCUCUGCCCAGCCAGAGUGGAGAAACGGGUUUUCCUGCUCAUACAGUCCAUCUUGGCGAGUCCCGACAUUCUGGACCAACUGUCCUGUUCCGAGGACCAGGAGGACCUUCCACCAUCGCAACCCCUGUCUCAGUUCAGAGGUUCUGGGAUGCCUUCCGCGGUCAGAGCCCACGCUUUCGUCACCUUAGGCAAGCUGUGCCUGCAGCACGAGGACCUGGCCAAGCGGAGCAUUGCCGCCCUGGCGCGAGAGCUGGAGGUCUCCAAGGACAUGGCCAUCCGCAACAACGUGGUCAUUGUGAUGUGUGACCUCUGCAUCCGCUACACCACCAUGGCCGACAGGUACAUCCCGGACAUCUCCGUAUGCCUGAAGGAUCCGGAGCCUUUCAUCCGCAGGCAGACGCUCAUCCUCCUCACCAACCUCUUGCAGGAAGAGUUUGUGAAAUGGAAAGGAUCCCUUUUCUUUAGAUUCAUCAGCGUCUUGGUGGAUCCGGAUCCAGAUCUCGCCAGCUUGGCCAAAUUCUGCCUGGCCCACCUUCUGCUCAAGAGGAAUCCCGCAAUGUUCUCCCAGCACUUCAUCGAGUGCAUCUUCCACUUCAACAGCUACGAGCGACACGAGAAAUACAACCGAUUCCCCCAGAGCGAGCGGGAGAAGAGCCGGUUUUCGCUGAAGGGCCAAGUGAACAAAGGAAAGCGGAUGCAGAUCUACACGUUCCUGCUGGAGCAUUUUACCGACGAGCAGCGAUUCAACAUCACCUCGAAAAUCAGCCUGAGCGUCUUAGCCUGCUUCGUGGACGGGGUCCUCCCUCUCGACCCAGAGGCCAGCGAGCUGCUGUCGGACACCUUUGGGAUCCUGAGCUGCAAGGAGAUCAAACUCUCGGCGAUGAGGUCGAGACCUGAGGAAGACCUCCAGCCCGAGGAGGAUGAAUUGGCCAUGGCCAAUGCUGUCAUGCAGGUGGCUCAAAAGAAACUCAUCUCCCAGGUUCAGAAGAAGCAUUUUGUGGAGAACGUGAUUCCGAUCAUCACUUCUCUGAAGGCCUUGUUGGAGCAGAGCCGGCUUCCUGCGUUGAGAGACCUCAUGAACUACCUCCGGGAAGUGAUGCAAGAUUACAGGAACGAAGUCAAAGAGCUUUUUGCCGCGGACAAGCAGCUGGCGGCGGAGCUGGAGUACGACCUGAAGAAGUACGAGGAGCAGUUGCAGAGGGAGUCUGAGCAAGGCCAGGAGGAAGCCUCUUCCGUGACGGAAGCCCCGGACGCUCAGGCUGGCAGACAGCCUCCUCCAGACUCUGAGAAGGGCACUCUUCUUCCCAGUGAUCAAAAUGGGAUAGGCGCCAGAGGCUCCUUGGCUUUGGGAUCUCCUCCUCGUUCGGCGUCCUUUGGGUUCAUGACGCCCAGACCAGCUCUGCAUAAACCCAGGCACAGGAAGUUGUCCUUGAGCACCUUUGCCAUCCUCAAUUCGGCGAAACAGGCUGUGGAGGCGGCCAACAGGCAGCGCAGCAAGAGCAUGGGGCAGAGACCUGCCUCUCCAGAGAGCAGCAAAGCCUCCUUCUGCAGCCUCAACCAGCGGUCGUCCGAAUCCAGCAUUCCCCUGGAUGUCCGAGCCAUCAGCACCCCGGAGAAGUCCAUUAACAACAUGACCUUUGGGGCCGGAGUCAGCUAUAUCAGCCUGACACGCACGCCGGCUUCAGCAAAAGAAAAACAAGGAGAGCAAGAUGCACAGAGACAGAUUGUCUGCUUACAGUCCCCUGAUAAGCCAUCAGCACCACCACCACAGUGGAAAGUAAAAUCUCCCGGAAGGGGAAGCCGGGGCCCCUCAAGUGUGGGUCUGAAAAGGUCCACCCGCAAGAUGCCCUUGAAAACAGCCCACUGAUGACUCAAACCUACUAAAGCCAUAAUUUGUACAUAAGCGUAAUCAUGGCCAUUUUCUUCUUUCUCACAGAAUCUCUCUGGAGAUCAGAAUAUAAUCCUUCUCUUGUAGAUACCUUCUUCCUGGUAUCACGAUUUUAUAUAUUUUUUUAAUUGACCUAAACAUGUCCUGUGGAAUUGCUUGAGAGUAGUAAUGCCUCCUCAUCCUGGUUGAGACAACAUCUGCCCAUUAACCGGAAGACUAUCACUUCCUUUAUUCUAGUGUCCAUCUGAAAUAAUUGGAAGAAAAUGCCUUCCAGUCCAGGUAACCAGCACUGCAGAUCCAUAAGUUCCCUUUGCCGUUGAACCAAUAUGGGCUAACAGACUCUGCCUCUUCCCUUACGUUGCUAAAAUCAGAGCGGUUAGCCCAGUUUUCAUCAUUGAGGUGAUGCUACUGAGCAAUCAUAUAUGAAAGGCAGUGCACCAGACCUGUGUUGGCAAAGCCAUGGAAAUGCUUCUCGUUAAAAACGAGAGCACCUUAGUCCAAAGGGUUGUGAUCACGGCCUUUUGGUUAAUAUACAGCCUUCUUUAGAUACGGGCCCACAUUUUUCGCCGUAGAAAAACGUUAGAUGCAUCUUCAGUUCUAGUUUUCACAAACAGGGCUUUGAAAAAUCAUGCCGUACACGCUUGCCUCAGAAGGAAGGCCAUGUGCUUCAGUCAAACCAUAGUAUGUUUCUCCAUGCAAGGCUGUCCUGUCCUUGGCGACAAUUUCCUAGUUUCAGAACAUGUUUAUUCCAGCUGCUACACAAUUAUGUACACAAUAAAUGCUCUUAACAGAC
Molecule: messenger RNA, 5347 nt
Organism: Pogona vitticeps (central bearded dragon)
Lineage: Eukaryota; Metazoa; Chordata; Lepidosauria; Squamata; Agamidae
Gene: NCAPD3
Product: non-SMC condensin II complex subunit D3
Biological process (GO): mitotic chromosome condensation; meiotic chromosome condensation
Cellular component (GO): condensin complex; condensed chromosome, centromeric region
Molecular function (GO): histone binding
Source: RefSeq, a predicted model, not a curated record